Miscanthus lutarioriparius is the source of this 384-nucleotide messenger RNA. NCBI's taxonomy places the organism in Eukaryota, Viridiplantae, Streptophyta, Magnoliopsida, Poales, Poaceae. The record is from the annotation of a GenBank genome assembly.
AUGAAGCAAAAGAUCGUGAUCAAGGUGCAGAUGAGCUGCGACAAGUGCCGGUCCAAGGCCAUGCCGAUGGUGGCGGCCACGGGCGGCGUCGACUCCGUGGCGCUCGACGGCGAAGGCAGGGACAAGGUCGUCGUCAUGGGCGAGGGCGUCGACUCCACCAAGCUCACCAGCGCGCUGCGCAAGAAGGUGGGGCGCGCGGACCUCCUGCACGUCAGCGAGGUCAAGAAGGACAACAAGAAACCGCCGCCGGCCGCCGCCGCGGCGCCAUCCAACCCGCCACCGCAGCCGCAGCCGGUACCACCACUGCUGCCACCCGGUCGGCUACUGGUGCUACUGCUACGGCUGCUAGACGCGGCAGGACACCACCUGCUCCAGCCUCCAUAA